ACCCAAAUCAUUCAGAGAGAGAGCUUCUGAGACAUAAACAUCAAUUCAAAUUGACGCAAGCAUAAACAAAAUGGAAAAUGGAAGUGGGAAGGUGUUGAAGCCGAUGGACUCAGAGCAAUUGAGAGAAUACGGACAUCGAAUGGUUGAUUUCAUUGCUGAUUAUUACAAAACCAUCCAAGAUUUCCCUGUUCUUAGCCAAGUUCAGCCUGGUUAUCUUCAUAAGCUUUUGCCUGAUUCCGCACCAGACCACCCUGAAACUGUAGACCAAGUUCUUGAUGAUGUUCGGGCGAAGAUAUUGCCUGGGUUGGGUUACUUCUCCAGCUGCUACCGAGCUAGAAAUGAUUGUGCUUGAUUGGCUUGCUAAACUGCUCAACCUACCUGAGCAGUUUAUGUCCAAAGGAAAUGGAGGUGGAGUUAUACAAGGGUCAGCUAGUGAAGCUGUUCUUGUUGUUCUCAUUGCUGCCCGCGACAAGGUUUUAAGAAGCGUUGGCAAAAACGCACUUGAAAAGCUCGUUGUCUACUCCUCUGACCAGACUCAUUCAGCUUUACAGAAGGCUUGCCAGAUUGCUGGAAUCCAUCCAGAGAAUUGCAGGGUGCUGAAAACCGAUUCUGCUACAAAUUACGCUCUGCGCCCAGAAUUGCUUCAAGAGGCUGUUUCUCGAGAUCUUGAAGCUGGAUUGAUUCCAUUCUUCUUAUGUGCUAAUGUUGGAACCACUUCUUCAACCGCAGUUGAUCCAUUAGCUGCACUGGGAAAGAUAGCUAACAGAAAUGAGAUGUGGUUUCACGUGGAUGCAGCAUACGCUGGAAGUGCUUGUAUAUGUCCAGAGUAUCGACAAUACAUUGACGGUGUCGAAACUGCAGACUCUUUUAACAUGAAUGCUCACAAAUGGUUCCUCACUAACUUCGAUUGUUCCCUUCUUUGGGUUAAGGAUCAAGAUUCUCUUACAUUAGCUCUUUCAACAAAUCCAGAGUUUCUCAAAAACAAGGCCUCUCAGGCAAACUUGGUUGUUGAUUACAAAGAUUGGCAAAUCCCUCUCGGACGAAGAUUCAGAUCAUUGAAACUAUGGAUGGUUUUGAGGCUCUAUGGAUCUGAGACCUUGAAGAGCUAUAUAAGAAACCAUAUCAAACUGGCUAAAGAAUUCGAACAACUUGUCUCUCAAGAUCCUAACUUCGAGAUUGUCACACCUCGGAUCUUUUCUCUUGUCUGUUUCCGCCUCGUGCCUGUGAAAAACGAAGAAAAGAAGUGUAAUAACCAAAACCGUGAACUCCUAGACGCAGUGAACUCUUCAGGGAAACUCUUCAUUUCUCACACUGCUUUGUCGGGGAAAAUCGUACUGCGUUGCGCAAUAGGAGCGCCAUUGACGGAGGAGAAGCACGUGAAGGAGGCGUGGAAGGUUAUUCAGGAAGAAGCAUCUUACUUGCUUCACAAGUAAAUAUGAUUAAAAAAAAAGAAUAAAACGGUUUUUGCCAA
Messenger RNA from Arabidopsis arenosa, 1471 nucleotides. The record is from the annotation of a GenBank genome assembly. Lineage: Eukaryota; Viridiplantae; Streptophyta; Magnoliopsida; Brassicales; Brassicaceae.